GCAAAAUUGAUGACAUUGGUUAUGGAAUGAAGAGGAUUGAAGAAACACUUUGCAAUAAGAAGGCAUUGAUUGUUCUUGAUGACGUGGAUAAGAGUGAACAAAUCAAGAAAUUGAUUGGAAGUUCUUUAUGUUCGGAAACUAGAAUAAUUAUCACAACAAGGAAUAGAAGUUUGCUGCAAAUUAGGGGAUUUAAGUAUGAAAUUCUACCUUACGAAAUGCGGGAAAUGAAUUCUAAGGAUGCGCUUCAGCUUUUCAGCCGGCAUGCAUUCUGUGGAGACUCACCACCAGAUGUUUACAACCACCUUUCAAAAGAAAUUGUCGGUGUAACUGGAGGACUUCCUUUGGCUCUUGAAGUUAUAGGCUCGUUACUUUAUCGUAAAGAGGAAGUAAUAUGGAUGGAGACAUUGGACAGGCUAAGAAGCAUACCAGAGGAGGAGGUCCAAAAGAAGUUGAAGAUAAGCUUUGAUGCCCUUGAUGAGUUUCAGCAGCAUAUUUUUCUCGAUAUUGCAUGCUUUUUUGUUGAUGAGGAUGUAACCGAUCCGAUUUACAUGUGGACCGCCUGUGGAUUUUUCCCACGACGUGGGAUAGAAGUCCUUAUCAAUAUGUCCUUGAUUAAGAUAGUAAAGAAGAAUAAGCUUUGGAUGCAUGAUCAGUUAAGAGAUCUUGGAAGGGAAAUUAUUCGUCAAGAAAGUCCGAUAGACCCUGAGAAGCGUAGCAGGUUAUGGAUCAGAGAGGAGAUACUCGACAUCAUAAGAUCAAAAGAGAGGAAGGGAAAAAUUCAAGGACUUGAUCUAAAUGGAAGGCAUACUCAGAUCUUACUUACAAAUGACGAGUUUGAAAGGUUUCCACAUUUAAGGUUCCUUAAAUUAUGCAAUGGAACCUUUGUUGGGGACUUUGCGAAUUGCGGUACAAAGUUAAGAUGGAUGUCAUGGGAUUCUCCUCCUCCAGAUUUUAGGGUGGUCAAUAUGUAUCUACAGAACAUAGUUGUUCUUAAACUUUCUACCAAUCGCUUCAAUGACUCAGAUGUAUGGAGCCUAAUCAAGAUGGCCUGCACAUUGAAAGUUCUAUCUCUUCAAGAUUGUCCUAACAUAACAAGAACUCCAAACGUCUCUGGAUGUUCUACUUUAGAGAGGUUGACUCUCCAGGAAUGCGAAAAUUUGAGGACAAUUGACUGCUCCAUUGGGAUGUUAAAGUGCUUGAUUGACUUGGAUAUUGACAGCUGCCCCUCUCUCGAAGAGUUGCCCGAUGAAAUUGGAGGGCUCGUGACUCUUAAGCGCUUCUCUUUAAAGCGCUGUUUAAAGGUUAGGAAGCUCCCCGAGUCUAUUGGUAAGCUUAGAUGCCUAUUAACUUUUGACAUUUCGGAUACCUCGAUUAAUGAACUUCCAAAUUCUGUUGGAGGGCUGCCGAAACUUGAGUUUCUGUCCAUGGCAUCGACAAAGAUAAAGGAACUCCCAAAAUCUAUUCUUAACUGGGCAUUAUUGCUUGAGUUGGAUUUGUCAUUUGCAAAAAUCAUUGAAUUACCUGAAUCAAUUGGAAAUCUAAAAAUGUUGAAAGUGAUACGGGUGGGUUAUAAUCCGAUAAAGAAGUUUCCUCAUGCUCUUGGAACAUUGAAGAAUCUUGAAGAGCUACAUGCCCCUGAUUGUAAAUUGGAAGGUGAAAUCCCUACCGAAAUUGGAGAGUUGUCAAUGUUGAGAAUCUUAGUUUUGAGGUAUAACGAAAGAGUGAUUCUGCCGAGGACCAUUGUCAUGCUUCCUGUCUUGCAAAUGCUGGACUUAAAUGUGUGCAGUGAGAUUCAAGGAUUGCCGGAGCUUCCCUCUAGUUUGACCUGUCUACUGCUGGAAUCCCGUUCUCUGCAAUUUGUCCCUGAUCUCUCAAACCUUACUAACUUAGUUACAUUGGUCCUAUCUGAUGGAUCUCUGGUUAGAGGCACAACAAGCUUAGCACAAACUUGUGACAUGCGAUGGUUAGGGAGUUUAUCCAAACUGACUGAAUUGAACUUAUGCCUGUUGAAUAUCCCCGCACCGCCUACAGAACUGGGCUCCCUUUCUUUUCUGGAAAAACUUACUAUGUAUGGACUAGACCUGCAAUCCCUCACAGAGCUUCCAUCAUCUCUGCUGUACUUGCGAGUCCAUAGUUUCAACUCAGCAGGGUUACCCAUCUCCAAGUUGAAAAACUUGUCAACUUUCAGACUCUCACGAUCAGAGAUGAAGGAAAUACAGCUCGAUGGGCUUCAUCAAUUGGCAAGAUUUAGUGUCGUUGACUGUGAACUCCUGGAGAGGUUAUCCUUUCCGUCAAACAUAAAUGAAAUUUCUGUUAUCAGUUGCCCAAAGUUAGUUGAAAUUCAUUUUCCAGGUGCUUUGGAUUCGCUUGAGAGAUUGGGUAUUGAGAGGUGUGAAUCUUUUGAAAGGUUAAGUUAUCUGCUGGAGCAACGAUGUGAUGAGCUGACAUUUUGUGGGGGGAGAUUGUCUCUUCUAUCGAGCACCUUUAAGAAGCUCAAAGAAUUCAGUGUUCUAGAGUGCCCAAAGCUUGUUGAGAUUCAAGUUGUGGGCAUUCUGGAAUUAUUGGAGAUAUUUUCUGUGGAUGGGUGCUUGGCUUUGGAAAGAGUAGGCGAUUUAUCAAACUUGAAGAACCUCAAGUCGUUAAGUAUGAGAGAGUGUGGUGCUCUUCAGGCUGUUGAGGGCCUCGAUCAAUUGGAGUGCUUGUGUCGAUUGCUUGUUGGUGAUUAUGGAUCAUUGGAAAGGUGGAUUGAUGUAUCGAGUGCGAAAAUACCAGAUGAGUGCGAGAUGUUAAUUUGGGAUUGCAGGGGUUCAUUAAGUGAGCUCUGUUCACGUAAAAUUGAGUGCUUCUCAUUCAAUCAUUACAGAGAGAGGAUUCUUCUUCGACCAAACCAGUCUGUUGUUUCCAACCAUAUGAACAAAUUAAGAAAGGAAACCCACGAUUCUGCUAAUACAGAGGAAGAAGUAACUAUAUAGCUAACAUAAAACCAGGGCAAUCACCGGCGUCAUUGCAGGGAAACUGCCCCACAAGUUUAACCCACCGGCCCAAGGCAAAACUCGGACCGUCCCAAUCGGAUUAGAGAGGGAGAGUCUCCAGUUGACAACUUAUUCUGCCACUCAUUUUUUUGUAACCUCAUUUGCAUACUGCUGAAUUUAGAGAACAUUUUGAGGGAGGUAGAAUCCUUGUGAAACAACAGCUCAUUCUUCCAAACGAAUAAGUGCUUGCUGACCAAUCUGAACAGAAAGUCCAAUUCAAAGUUGAUAAUAUUUUUGCCAUCUCCUUUGUCGGGUUUAGUUAAGACCACCGGUUAGGGUUUGAAGCAAAGAAGUGCUGAUAAACUAGCUUGACAUGGGGGCUUCUCACUGAAGAUUC
Rhodamnia argentea is the source of this 3369-nucleotide messenger RNA. RefSeq names its product disease resistance protein RPV1-like. The record is from RefSeq and is a predicted model, not a curated record. The coding region runs from base 27 to 2972 and encodes 981 amino acids. Lineage: Eukaryota; Viridiplantae; Streptophyta; Magnoliopsida; Myrtales; Myrtaceae. Gene Ontology annotation, biological process: defense response. Gene Ontology annotation, molecular function: ADP binding. The transcript has 4 exons.